Messenger RNA from Striga asiatica, 804 nucleotides. Lineage: Eukaryota; Viridiplantae; Streptophyta; Magnoliopsida; Lamiales; Orobanchaceae. The record is from the annotation of a GenBank genome assembly.
UUCAAAACCUCCAAACUUUUCAGCUUCCCAAAAUGCUCAGGAAUUUUGCCCGUCAAGUUGUUCAUAGAUAGGUCGAUCUCGACCAAACCAAAUGAGCCGGUCACCGGAGGAAUCGAACCGGAAAAUCUAUUCGAGAACAAGCCAGCUGGAAUCGGGCCUUCCAUACCGUUCUCCGAUAAAUCCAACUUCGUCAGGCUCGAUAACUUUUCGAAGCUCACGGGUAUUCCACCGACCACGUUUGCUUUCUUCAUCCAGAAAACUUCCAAUUUAGUUAAUCUCCCAAACUCCGGCGGUAUGGCCGCCGGCGUGAAGCGGUUAAACGCCAGGCCUAGUGUCUCGAGAUUCUCCAGAUUCGAGAUCUCCACCGGUCCGAAGCUGCUUGAGGUUCCCGAUGGCCGGAGGAACAUCGCCGGUAAAGCUGUUAGCGCUGAGAUCGAGGUACCGGAGCGACUCCAGCCGGCCGAUUCCCGCCGGAAUAGCCCCCGCGAAGUAGUUCUGCGAGAGGUCGAGAUACUCGAGCUUCGAGAGGUUCAAAACCGCCGUGGGGAAUUUUCCGGCAAAGUAAUUGAAGCCAAGAUCAAGAACUGUGAGGCUCUCGAGGCUGGACAUGGAGUCCGGGACGCCGCCGCUGAGAUUGAAGUUGUUGAGGAUGAGGGCGGCGACGGCGCCGCCGGCGGCGGAGCACUGGAUUCCAGGCCAGUCGCAGUGGGGCGACGUGUCGUUCCAGGAUUGGAGCAGGCCAUGGGGGUCGCCCCAUUGGGCUUUGAGGCUCAACAGGGCGGAUCUCUCGGAGCGGUUGGAUUG